UUUUACAUAAAUUGUGUGGCGAACAACUUCAGGGUAAUAUUUUGUUUCAGUUUUUAUGUUAAAUUCUGAAACAAGCAAGGCAUUUUGAUUAGGUCUUGUUUGGCAUUUUAUUUGGUCUGAACCCCUGUACUUCCACUAAUUUAUAGCCACUAAUUGGCCACAUAAUUCCCUUUCCUGGUGUAGUAUGUGUUUGUAAGGUCAGUUUCUAGCAAACGCAUUUUUCUAAAAGAUGGCUUAAGAUAUGAACGAAUAUGUUCAUUUGUCCACGUGAACCAAAUAAAAGUGAGGGUACACGAAUUUCAUGACCAGUAAACCGAGUGGCUCUAAUCCUGUCUCCCUGAGGCUGGCCGGCUGCUCUGCUGUUUACUAAUUACCUGUCUAGUGUACUCUGACUUCUGUAGAGAAGAGGACCAAGUCGUCUUUGGAAGUAGUUGGAGACUCCUGACUUCCCUAGUGAUGUUUUUAGAAUAUUUCCUAGGUAUGAGUUUUUAAAGUGCAGCUCUUUUCAACUGAACUGAUUGUAUGUUGCAUAAGCUCUGGAGGGGACAAAACAAGUUAAAAAGCCACCUUCAUGCACAGCCGCGGGACUAGGUAUUAGGUCGCUUCUAGGAAGAAAAAUUUGAUUCAUGGCUCUUUUCCAGAGGGGACAUUUGCAGACUUCGCUUCCGCAGAACGUGAAGCGCGCCUCUUCCUGCCGAGGCCCGCGUCCCCGAGGCGGCCUGCGGCUCCCCAGCCUCAGGUGUCCGUGCGGCCGCUAGCUGCCGGCGCCCGGGACUUCCUGUCUGGGCGCGGGGCGGAAGGAUCGCGUUGCCAGCCGGGGCCGCCGCCGCCCCUGCCGUUAGGUGGUGGGGCUGCUCAGCCCGGCGGCGGGAGGCGGGCCGGCCGCCGCUUCCUGUCGGAGGACGCGCAAGGAUCCGGGCGUCGGAGUGUGUGCGAGUGCGUGAGUGUGUGCCGCCCGCACGGCGUGUGUCUCCGGCCGCGGGUUCCGCCUUCUCCCCUGUCGCCGCCGCUCAGGGUGUAAGUCAAUGUGAAGCAGCAGUUCCAGCCCCGGGAUAAACAUGGCGACGUCUCUGCAUGAGGGACCCACGAACCAGCUGGAUCUGCUCAUCCGGGCCGUGGAAGCAUCUGUUCAUGGCAGUAAUGCACACUGUACAGACAAGACAAUUGAAGCUGCUGAAGCCCUGCUUCAUAUGGAAUCUCCUACCUGCUUGAGGGAUUCCAGAAGUCCUGAGUUCAUCCACGCGGCGAUGCGGCCAGAUGUCAUUACGGAGACUGUAGUGGAGGUGUCAACGGAAGAGUCUGAACCAAUGGACGCCUCGCCUAUUCCCACUUCACCAGACAGCCACGAGCCAAUGAGAAAGAAAAAAGUUGGCCGCAAACCAAAGACCCAGCAGUCACCAGUUUCCAAUGGGUCUCCUGAGUUAGGAAUCAAGAAGAAAGCCAGAGAAGGAAAAGGAAACACAACCUAUCUGUGGGAGUUUCUUUUAGAUCUACUUCAAGAUAAAAAUACUUGUCCCAGGUACAUUAAAUGGACUCAGAGAGAAAAGGGCAUAUUCAAACUUGUGGACUCAAAGGCUGUCUCGAAGCUUUGGGGAAAGCAUAAGAACAAACCAGAUAUGAACUAUGAAACUAUGGGACGAGCUUUGAGAUACUACUACCAAAGGGGGAUUCUUGCCAAGGUUGAAGGACAGAGGCUGGUCUAUCAGUUCAAGGAUAUGCCCAAAAACAUAGUAGUCAUCGAUGACGACAAAAGCGAACCCUGCGCCGAAGACCUGGCCGCAGCCGCUGAUGAGAAGUCCUUAGAACGAGUGUCACUGUCUGCCGAGAGUCUCCUGAAAGCGGCAACUUCUGUGCGCGGCGGCGGCGGCAGCGGCGGCGGCGGGGGGAAAAACUCCUCUAUCAACUGCUCCAGAGCCGAGAAGGGGGUGGCUCGAGUUGUGAAUAUCACCUCCCCGGCUCACGACGCCUCCUCCAGGUCUCCUCCCACCACAGCGUCUGUGGCGGCGGCGGCAGCGGCUCCCAGGACAGUCCGUGUGGCGAUGCAGGUUCCCGUGGUGAUGGCAUCACUGGGUCAGAAGAUUUCAACUGUGGCAGUUCAGUCCGUCAAUGCCGGCACACCGUUAAUAACCAGCACCAGCCCGACUACAGCCACCUCUCCAAAAGUAGUCAUUCAGACAAUCCCGACCGUGAUGCCGGCCUCUGCUGAAAGUGGUGACAAGAUCACCAUGCAGCCUGCCAAAAUUAUCACCAUCCCCGCCACACAGCUCGCACAGUGUCAACUGCAGACCAAGUCAAAUCUGACUGGAUCGGGCAGCAUUAACAUUGUUGGAACCCCUUUGGCCGUGAGAGCACUUACCCCCGUCUCCAUAGCCCAUGGUACUCCUGUAAUGAGACUAUCUGUGCCUGCUCAGCAGGCUUCCGGCCAGACUCCUCCUCGAGUUAUUAGUGCGGUCAUAAAAGGGCCAGAGGUUAAAUCGGAAGCAGUGGCCAAAAAGCAGGAGCAUGACGUGAAAACUUUGCAGCUGGUGGAAGAAAAGGGCGCCGAUGGGAAUAAGACAGUAACCCACGUCGUGGUCGUCAGCGCGCCCUCUGCCAUUGCCCUUCCUGUGACUAUGAAAACCGAAGGACUGGUGGCCUGUGACAAAUGAACUGUUGGUGUCGGAAGGGAGUCAUUGAGAGAAGCGGAGGAGGACUGUGAACACUUGUUUCGUAGACGAAAGCAAUGCGACUUACUGGAAAUAUUUCCCUAUCCCAUGUUUCAGUGGGAAGUGAACUACACGUUGAGAUGCUGACAGAAAACUGCCUCUUAAAAUAGGAACAACUGAACCCUCCAUUAGAAAAGACUGAAAGGGACCAAGCAGCCCACUACACUAUCAAGUCACACUAAGAGUUGGAACACUAACACCUGUAAGAGGUUACAUAGUUUUCAGUGGGGCGGGGUUGGGAUGGGUGAUCUCAUUGUUACAUAGAGCAAUUUUUGAUGCAUUUUAUAUGCAUACCAGCAAUUCUUACUGUGUUUGCACAGUGCUCACUUAACUGGUGCUAUGUGAAGACUCUGCUAAUAUAGGUAUUCUAAAAUAUGAACUGAGUGGAUCCAAAAGCUCCAGAAGAGGAUAGCAAAAAGAUCUAGUGCGUUUUCUUGUUUUAUUUUUUGUUUUUGAAUAUAUAAAUAUAUCAUAUAGCUUAAGCUGUUUUAAAACAAAGGCCUUAGACUAAUUUUCAGUUUUCUUUCUUGAAAUAAGCUAAUGGCUUGUUUGUGUAAAGCUUUUUUAUUAAAGGAAAAAAAUUUUAAAAAUCUUGUACCUAGCACAGUAUUGUUAUAGAAUUUACAUGUAACAUUUUAUAUGGUAGUUUAAGUCUGUUGGUUUCUUAAUUGUGAGGAAAUUGACUGUUGGCUCUGGCCCUUUACUGUAACAUACCGCGUCGUUCAGUUCAGCCCUGGCGUCUUGCAGACACCUCAGUAUCAGCUCUGUCAUUCUGAACUUCAGGCUCCGCAUGAACUCGUCAGGUAGUGCUCCUCCCUGCUCUUCGUUUCCUUUCUCAUCCUCUUCCUUCUUUCCUCCUCCUCCUCCUCCUCUUUCUUUUUUAGUUGACGUUUAAGAGGGAAAGUACCAGUGUUCAGAUUUGAACUAUAAUAGUUUGUAUAUUCAACAUUUGAAGUAUAUUCUAUUUUGUUGUACUCUUGUUUCAAAGUGUAUUCAAGUAGGUUUUCUGAAAUAUAGAAGUGAAAUUUA
Molecule: messenger RNA, 3734 nt
Organism: Peromyscus californicus insignis
Lineage: Eukaryota; Metazoa; Chordata; Mammalia; Rodentia; Cricetidae
Gene: Elf2
Product: E74 like ETS transcription factor 2
Exons: 7
Coding region: 1059-2648 (529 amino acids)
Biological process (GO): regulation of transcription by RNA polymerase II; cell differentiation
Cellular component (GO): nucleus
Molecular function (GO): DNA-binding transcription factor activity, RNA polymerase II-specific; sequence-specific DNA binding
Source: RefSeq, a predicted model, not a curated record